Messenger RNA from Tripterygium wilfordii, 2184 nucleotides. RefSeq names its product patellin-3-like. The transcript has 4 exons. Bases 38 to 1813 code for a protein of 591 amino acids. The record is from RefSeq and is a predicted model, not a curated record. Lineage: Eukaryota; Viridiplantae; Streptophyta; Magnoliopsida; Celastrales; Celastraceae. Gene Ontology annotation, molecular function: lipid binding.
CUGCUCCACUUUACUCUCACUCUCUCUCUGGAACAAAAUGGCCGAUGAAACUCCUACGUCAGUACCACUACCAGCAGCCUCGCAACCGACACCAAGGGAGGACGAGAAACCAGACUUCCAGCCGCCACCAACAUCAUCUGUAACUGAAUCUGAUUCGCUGUCAAUUACGCAGAAGGAUGAGCCACCAGCACCAGAUACAUCAGAAGUUGUGGACUCUGAUUCUAAAGUGACCGAAGAGCCGCCUCCUGCACCAGUGGCUAUGGAGGAGUCUAGAUCACUUGCGUCUGUGAUGCAGAGAGAUGGGUCUGCAUCGCCGCCGGUGACCACGACAGAAGCGGAGAAGUCUGAGGUGACGGGGAAGUCUUUUGCUGGCAAGGAAGAUGUUGUUGUGGCGGAGGUUGUGAAGGAUAAAGAUGAAGAGACGCAGAUUCAGGAAAAAAAGGUUCCUCAGACUCUGAUUUCGUUCAAGGAGGAGAGCAACAAAGUGUCCGAUCUCUUGGAUGUCGAGAGGAAGGCGUUGCUUGAGCUGAAGCAGCUCGUACAAGAAACUCUCAACACUCACCAAUUCACCUCACCACCUCCUAAACAAGAAGAGAAACAAGAAGUCCAAACACUCCAAGAACCCCCAAAAGUUGAAGCAGAAUCUGAUGUCAGCACAGAAUUGACUCCACCGGCACCCAAAGAAGAAGAAUCAAAAGCACAGGAACAAGAAAUUCCAAAAAAGGAAACCCAAGAAGAAGCACCAAAAGAGGAGCAAAAAGACAAAAUUCCUGCUGACGAGGUGUCAAUUUGGGGAGUUCCUCUCCUCAAGGAUGAUAGGAGUGAUGUGAUUCUGUUGAAAUUCCUGAGGGCUAGGGAUUUCAAAGUGAGGGAUGCGUUUGUGAUGCUCAAGAACACAGUCAAAUGGAGGAAGGAGUUUAAUAUUGACGCCCUUGUGGAUGAAGAUCUGGGUGAUGAUUUGGAGAAAGUUGUGUUCAUGCAUGAGCAUGACAGGGAGGGGCAUCCUGUGUGUUACAAUGUGUAUGGGGAGUUCCAAAACAAGGACUUGUAUCUGAAAACGUUUUCAGAUGAGAUCAAACGAAACAAUUUUCUACGGUGGCGAAUUCAGUUCUUGGAGAGGAGUAUAAGGAAGCUUGAUUUUAAUCCUGGUGGAAUCAAUACCAUUUUUCAGGUUAAUGAUCUCAAGAAUUCUCCUGGGCCAGGUAAGCGUGAGCUGCGAACUGCUACCAAGCAGGCUCUCCAGUUACUCCAAGACAAUUACCCUGAAUUUGUUGUCAAACAGGUGUUUGUUAACGCUCCUUGGUGGCAUAUUGCUUUCUAUACAAUGAUAAGCCCAUUCAUGACCCAAAGGACCAAAAGCAAGUUUGUUUUCGCAGGACCUGCAAAAUCAGCUGUGACCCUUUUCAAAUACAUAUCACCAGAGCAAGUGCCAAUUCAAUAUGGUGGCCUCAGUGUGGAUUAUUGUGAUUGCAACCCAGAAUUCACCAUUGCCGAUGCUGCAACCGAAAUUACUUUAAAACCAGCAACCAAGCAGACUGUAGAGAUCAUAAUUUAUGAGAAAUGUAUCAUUGUUUGGGAGCUUCGCGUUAUUGGGUGGGAGGUGAGCUAUGGAGCUGAAUUUGCCCCUGACGCUAAAGAUCAGUAUACAGUAAUCAUUCAGAAACCUACAAAAAUGGCCCCAACAGAUGAACCAGUAGUGAGUAGCAGCUUCAAAGUUGGAGAACUUGGUAAACUACUCCUCACAAUUGACAACCCUACCUCCAAAAAGAAGCAGUUUCUUUACAGGUUCAAUGUCAAACCCUAUUUUGAAUGAGUAUCACCAUCAAAGUAAGGGCUUAAGUUUCCAACGAUUAAAUAUGGAAGUUAAUUAAAUUAUUUGUUACUUUUUUUGGUGUGUCAUUUUGGAUUUGGUUUUUUUUUUCUUUGCAUAUGAGGCAUGGCUUGUGGAGAGUGGCACAUGGGUUUCAAUGAUUUGGGAACAAACAGAUAUGACUUUUGACAGAUGGUGAAGAGAAAAUUUGGUAGUAGGAGUUAAUGAUCCAUUGCUGAUUGUAGUGAGUGUGUUUUGCUGUGUCUCUGUAUAUUGUAUACUGUCCUUUGUAUGGAUGUGUAUAAUGCUAUUAGCAAGUUUUCUGCCUCUGUAAAUUCAUAAAUCAUGUGCGCUGUGUUUGCUAUUCUUCUGAU